Lactuca virosa is the source of this 474-nucleotide messenger RNA. The record is from the annotation of a GenBank genome assembly. NCBI's taxonomy places the organism in Eukaryota, Viridiplantae, Streptophyta, Magnoliopsida, Asterales, Asteraceae.
AUGGAGAGGAAACUUGAUGGCAGGGUAGUUCGGGGAAGAAGACUAGAGGUGAAUCUACCGUUACACGCAAGGAAUGAUCCUCUUGUUAUAGCUAAUAACAUAAUAAAGAGCAAUCCGAAAGCACCAGUUCAAAUAGGCGGACUCAAGGAUCAUCGGUCGUAUGCAGAAGUCGCAAAGCAAGGCCAACAACGAUCUCGCCCACAACCACCCCCACCACCACCGCCGCCACCACCUCCCCCACAUAUUGUAAUACACAGAGAACAUGGUAUGCAAAGAUGGUUGUGGAAAAUUUCACUCAUUGGAGAAGCAAUCUCUUUAAAUCACUUGGGGCAUCUUCCUAAGUUGUUGGAUAUCAAUGAUGAUGCAAGCUUGAAGAUCAAAUAUGUUGGAGGACUCAAAGAGUUAUUGAUGUUUUCUGACUCGAUUACUGCUAAGAAGUGUAAAGACAAUAAAAAUAGAUGGGGGAACAUCUGA